Rangifer tarandus platyrhynchus (Svalbard reindeer) is the source of this 2601-nucleotide messenger RNA. The record is from the annotation of a GenBank genome assembly. Lineage: Eukaryota; Metazoa; Chordata; Mammalia; Artiodactyla; Cervidae.
AUGGAUGCUCCAGUGCCAACACCAUCUUCUGAGAUGAUCCUGAUUCCCAGAAUGCCCUCCGUGCUGCUCCUGCUGCUGCCUAUCUUGAGUUCUGCAAAAGCUCAGGUUAACCCAGCUAUAUGCCGCUAUCCUCUGGGCAUGUCAGGAGGCCACAUUCCAGAUGAGGACAUCACAGCUUCCAGUCAGUGGUCAGAGUCCACAGCUGCCAAAUAUGGAAGGCUGGACUCAGAAGAAGGGGAUGGAGCCUGGUGUCCUGAGAUUCCAGUGGAACCUGAUGACCUGAAGGAGUUUCUGCAGAUUGACUUGCACACCCUGCACUUUAUCACUCUGGUGGGGACCCAGGGGCGCCAUGCAGGGGGCCAUGGCAUUGAGUUUGCCCCCAUGUACAAGAUCAACUACAGUCGAGAUGGCACUCGCUGGAUCUCUUGGCGGAACCGGCAUGGGAAACAGGUGCUGGAUGGAAAUAGUAACCCCUAUGACAUUUUCCUAAAGGAUUUGGAGCCACCAAUUGUGGCCAGAUUUGUCCGCUUUAUCCCAGUAACCGAUCACUCCAUGAACGUGUGCAUGAGGGUGGAGCUUUACGGAUGUGUCUGGCUGGAUGGCUUGGUGUCUUACAGUGCUCCAGCUGGACAGCAGUUUGUACUGCCGGGAGGCUCCAUCAUUUAUCUCAACGAUUCUGUCUAUGAUGGAGCUGUUGGGUACAGCAUGACUGAAGGGCUGGGCCAGUUGACUGAUGGGGUGUCUGGCCUGGAUGAUUUCACCCAGACCCAUGAGUACCAUGUAUGGCCGGGCUAUGACUACGUGGGCUGGAGAAAUGAGAGUGCCACCAAUGGUUACAUCGAGAUCAUGUUUGAGUUUGAUCGCAUCAGGAAUUUUACUACUAUGAAGGUCCACUGCAACAACAUGUUUGCCAAGGGUGUGAAGAUUUUUAAGGAGGUCCAGUGCUACUUCCGCUCUGAAGCCAAUGAAUGGGAACCUAACGCCGUCUCCUUCCCGCUGGUGCUGGAUGACGUCAACCCCAGUGCUCGGUUCGUCACUGUGCCCCUCCACCACCGCAUGGCCAGUGCCAUCAAGUGCCAAUACCAUUUUGCUGACACCUGGAUGAUGUUCAGUGAGAUCACCUUCCAAUCAGAUGCUGCAAUGUACAACAACUCUGGGGCCCCGCCCACAUCGCCUGUGGCACCCACAACCUAUGAUCCAAUGCUUAAAGUUGAUGACAGCAACACCCGAAUCCUGAUUGGCUGCUUGGUAGCCAUCAUCUUCAUUCUCUUGGCCAUUAUCGUCAUCAUCCUGUGGAGGCAGUUCUGGCAGAAAAUGCUGGAGAAGGCCUCCCGGAGGAUGCUGGAUGAUGAAAUGACAGUCAGCCUUUCCCUGCCCAGUGAAUCCAGCAUGUUCAAUAAUAACCGCUCCUCAUCACCAAGUGAGCAGGAGUCCAACUCUACUUAUGAUCGCAUCUUUCCACUUCGCCCUGACUACCAGGAGCCAUCCAGGCUGAUACGAAAGCUUCCAGAAUUUGCUCCAGGGGAGGAAGAAUCAGGCUGCAGUGGCGUUGUGAAGCCAGUCCAGCCCAGUGGGCCUGAGGGCGUGCCCCACUACGCAGAGGCUGACAUCGUGAACCUCCAGGGGGUGACUGGAGGCAACACCUACUCUGUGCCUGCCGUUACCAUGGACCUGCUCUCGGGAAAAGAUGUGGCUGUGGAAGAGUUCCCCAGGAAGCUCUUAACAUUCAAGGAGAAGCUGGGUGAAGGCCAGUUUGGGGAGGUUCAUCUCUGUGAAGUGGAGGGAAUGGAAAAGUUCAAAGACAAAGAUUUUGCCCUAGAUGUCAGUGCCAACCAGCCUGUCCUGGUGGCUGUGAAAAUGCUCCGAGCAGAUGCCAACAAGAAUGCCAGGAAUGAUUUUCUUAAGGAGAUAAAGAUCAUGUCCCGGCUCAAGGACCCAAACAUCAUCCGCCUCUUAGCUGUGUGUAUCACUGAGGAUCCUCUUUGCAUGAUCACUGAGUACAUGGAAAAUGGAGAUCUCAAUCAGUUUCUUUCCCGCCACGAGCCACCCAGUUCUUGCUCUGCCAAUGUACCCACUGUGAGUUAUGCCAACCUGAAGUUUAUGGCUACCCAGAUUGCAUCUGGUAUGAAGUACCUUUCCUCACUUAAUUUUGUUCAUCGAGAUCUGGCCACACGAAACUGCUUAGUGGGUAAGAACUAUACCAUCAAGAUAGCUGACUUUGGAAUGAGCAGAAACCUAUACAGUGGUGACUACUACCGAAUCCAGGGCCGGGCAGUGCUCCCGAUCCGCUGGAUGUCCUGGGAGAGCAUCCUGUUGGGCAAAUUCACCACAGCAAGUGAUGUGUGGGCCUUCGGGGUGACUCUGUGGGAGACUUUCACCUUUUGCCAGGAACAGCCCUAUUCCCAGCUGUCAGAUGAACAGGUCAUUGAGAAUACUGGAGAGUUCUUCCGAGACCAAGGGAGGCAGACUUACCUCCCUCAGCCUGCCAUUUGCCCUGACUCCGUGUAUAAGCUGAUGCUCAGCUGCUGGAGAAGAGACACCAAGCAGCGGCCCUCCUUCCAGGAGAUCCACCUUCUGCUGCUUCAGCAGGUGGAUGAGUGA